CUGGGCUCAGCUGGUCGCUGGCGGCUCCGUGGCGCUUCCUGCCACGCCGGGCCUGGGCCGCGCCAGCGCCGCUGCGCCGAGGACUGCGCGUUGGCCGCCGCCGGGCCGAGGAUCCGGUGACAUUUGGUGACGUGGCACAGUACCUCAUCAAAGGGAGUGGCUGAGGCUGGAUCCUGAGCAGAGGACACCGGCAUAUUGAAGGAAUGUGACCUCUGUGGGAGUUCCUGUUUUGAAUCCUGACUUGGUCUCUCACCUGGUGCAAGUCUGACCCAUCCCCUCACGUGGAACGAGCUGAGCAUUCAGAAAGCAUCUGGGUGACCCAACCGCCGAGGAUGGGCGAAGACGCCCAGUCACAGGAGAUGGCGUCCACGAGCUCCCCGACGGCCAGUGAGCACAGCCCUGAGGUCAAACAGAACGGGGACUCUGAGGGGAGGGGAGGGAGCCCCCAGAAUCUACCUGUAGAACAUCAUUUUGCAUGUAAAGAGUGUGGGGAUGCCUUUCGGCUUAAGGUCCUCCUCGUGCAGCACCAGCGAAUUCACAGUGAGGAAAAGGGCUGGGAGUGCGGCGAUUGCGGGCGGGUCUUUCGGGGGGUGUCUGAGUUCAACGAGCACCGGAAGAGCCACGUGGCGGCAGAGCCCCGGCCGGGCCCCAGCCGGGCCCUUGACGAGGCCAUGGAGAAGAGAGAGCAAAUGGAGAGGGAGGCGAAGCCCUUCGAGUGUGAAGAAUGUGGGAAAAGGUUCAAGAAGAACGCGGGCCUCAGCCAGCACCUGCGCGUCCACAGCCGAGAGAAGCCCUUUGACUGCGAGGAAUGCGGGCGCUCCUUCAAAGUCAACACCCACCUCUUUCGCCAUCAGAAGCUGCACACUUCGGAGAAGCCCUUUGCCUGCAAGACGUGUAGCAGGGAUUUCCUGGAUCGUCAGGAAUUUCUCAAGCACCAGCGGAUGCACACCGGCCACCUGCCCUUCGACUGCGACGACUGCGGCAAGUCCUUCCGAGGGGUCAACGGCCUGGCCGAGCACCAGCGCAUCCACAGCGGGGCCAAGCCCUACGGCUGCCCCCACUGCGGCAAGCUCUUCCGCAGGAGCUCAGAGCUCACCAAGCAUCGGCGGAUCCACACGGGCGAGAAGCCGUACGAGUGCGGCCAGUGCGGGAAGGCCUUCCGGCAGAGCUCCAGCCUCCUGGAGCACCAGCGCAUCCACACCGGGGAGCGGCCCUACGCGUGUGGCGACUGCGGCAAGGCCUUCCGGGGGCCCUCCGACCUGAUCAAACACCGGCGCAUCCACAGCGGACUGAAACCCUACGAGUGCGACAAGUGCGGGAAGGCCUUCCGCCGGAGCUCCGGCCUGAGUCGCCAUCGGAGGACCCACAGCGGAGCAAGACGCUGCGAGUGCAGCGAGUGUGGCCGCGUGUUCAAGAGGCGCUCGGCGCUGCAGAAGCAUCAACCCACCCACCGCGAGUAGGGAAGGCGCGCGGCCCCGUGGCCGGCAGCGGGUUCCCUCGGGGCCCGGGGCCCUGGGGGGGGGGCAGAGUCAAAGGAGAUGAACAGUUUUGUAGCGCUUAUAUAUUUUCUCUUCAGAAAGGUUGAAACCAAUUUAUACUGCCACCAGCAAUUUAUAAGUGUUUGUGUUUGCCAUCUUGCCUCUCGAGAGUAGCUUCUACCAUUUUGAUUGAGUUUUGGCUGGUUCAACUGGAAUCGAGUACCUUGAAGGUAUUAAAAUGCACAGGCCUUGAAUUGGAGAACGAGAGAAGAGAAACCCGGACGUGGGGGUGGAGCUCGGGGUGCUUGGUCCUCUCCUGCAAGCUCCCCCUUCAAGGAAGCUGAGACCCAGAGCUAUUCAACGAUGGUGUCCAUAGAAUGUGAUCCCGACUUUCCCCAACGGGAGAUCGAUAGCCCCAAACUUUUUUGGCCUACUUGAAUUUAUAAAUUUUUAGGGUUGUAAAUAGAAUAAUCAAAUGUCUUAUAAUAUUUAAUUUAUUAAUUUAGUUCUGCAUACAUAUUGUAAAUCACAUAUUAUAUAGAAUAAUAUAUUAAUUUAGAAAAGAUUCCUUUUUUCCCUAGCUCCACUCCAUGAGAUCAUUUUAUCCUAAUUCCUCAUAUGCAUUUCUAACCUCACCGUCUUCACCAACCUCAGAGGCCCUUUGGCGUCAUCAUUUUCAAAGCACACAUCCAAUGACUUCCAUCCAUCCGAGCUAUGUGCCACUGUGACAAUCCCUGCACAAGGCUCUCACUAGAAACCGCCUCCCAAGCCAUAAGUACA
This is a messenger RNA of Eubalaena glacialis (North Atlantic right whale), 2258 nucleotides long. RefSeq names its product zinc finger protein 275 (gene ZNF275). The transcript is spliced from 4 exons. Gene Ontology annotation, molecular function: RNA polymerase II cis-regulatory region sequence-specific DNA binding; DNA-binding transcription factor activity. Lineage: Eukaryota; Metazoa; Chordata; Mammalia; Artiodactyla; Balaenidae. The record is from RefSeq and is a predicted model, not a curated record. Gene Ontology annotation, biological process: regulation of transcription by RNA polymerase II. Bases 333 to 1460 code for a protein of 375 amino acids.